Messenger RNA from Solanum dulcamara, 543 nucleotides. RefSeq lists its product as uncharacterized. The coding region runs from base 1 to 543 and encodes 180 amino acids. The record is from RefSeq and is a predicted model, not a curated record. The transcript has 2 exons. NCBI's taxonomy places the organism in Eukaryota, Viridiplantae, Streptophyta, Magnoliopsida, Solanales, Solanaceae.
AUGUGGGAAGAAUCAUUAUGGUCUUUCAAGAGAGAUUCUGGUGCAUGUUUUAAUUAUGGCAGCUUUGAUCAUAAAGUGAAGGAUUGUCCUAAUCCUAAUAAUGUUCCUCCGUUGCACACUAAGGGCUCAAUUCAGAAGUCUUCUAAUAAUCCUCCUCAAACCAAUAGAGGUGCAAGGACUAAAAAUAACCAAGCAGCGGGGAAAAAUAGAGCAAAUCAAACUAGCGGGUCAAGAGCUACUGCACGAGCUUAUGCUAUAAGGCAAAGAGAUGAUCAAGAGGGACAGAACGUGGUUGUCGAAAAUCUUCCUGGGUUGCCACCGGAAAGAGAAGUUAAAUUUCCGAUCGAGCUUAUUCCUGUAUCUACCCCUAUUUCUAUCACUCCUUAUAGAAUGGCUCCAACAAAAUUAAGGGAAUUGAAAACUCAAUUGCAAGAACUUCUUGAGAAAGGUUUUAUUCGUCCAAGUGUUUCUCCUUGGGGAGCCUCUGUGUUGUUUGUGAAGAAGAAAGAUGGCACUCUUAGACUUUGUAUUCACUAUAGAUAA